CUGCUCGAGACCAGCUGGAGCGCUGCCCAGACCUUGCUCUCGAGACUGGCCGUCCCAUUCUCCCCCACCUCUCCGCUCCGCCCGCCUCGCACGCGCCCCGCCGUGUAUACUGGUGCCAGCGCCAUGGCGGAGGCCCCGGGGGGAGACGGCAGGAAGCGCCCGGCGCCCGACGACCCAGCGCCCGUGGACGGCCUGGCGUACGAGAAGGGGCAGCGCGACUUCUCUGUGAAAGAGGGCGCACAGACCAAGGCGAUCAAGAUGGAUUUCGUGAACGAGCGCAAGGAGUACACAAACGGCGUGGUGGCCCGGAACGCGUGGCGCUCUCACAAGGGGCCGCUCAGUGGUGAGACGGUGCGGAUUCCAGACGUGGAUUCAGGUUAUCCCAAGGGGGUGUUCCCGUCCAAAUGGGAGGAGGGCAAAGCGAUGCCGGCAAGCGUGGAGGCCUUCGAGAUCGGCGAUGGCUUCCCAGACGUCAAUGAGCACAAGAUGAAGUUCGGGGUCAUCAUACCGUCCACCAACACGACGGUGGAGUAUGAUUUCUGGAGCAUGAUCAUGCAGAACAGGGAGGUGUGCAAGGGCAUCGGCUUUCAUAUGUCUGGCAUCCUGAUUGACUCGCCAAAGUUAGCAACGGACGAGGACAUGCUGCACUUCCUGACAAUGUUUCGCAGACAACUGUUCACGACGGUCGACAGGCUCAUGACUGCGGAGCCGCAGUACAUCAUCAUGGGCAUGUCUCUGGAGACCUUCUUCGGCGGCUGGGUGGGCAACCAGGAGUUCAAGGCAGAACUCACGGAGCGCACGGGGCUAAACAUCGCGACCGGCGCGGAAGCCUGCAAGGCAUCCUUGGAGAAGUUUAAUGCAAAGAAGAUUUCCGUGAUCACGCCUUACCAGGACAUUGGCGACAAGAACGUCAUCAAGUUCUUCUCGGAAAUCGGCGUCGAGGUCGUCCGCAUCGCGGGCCUGAAGUGCGGCUCCGCCACCGACAUCGCCCACGUCCCCGAGAGCUGGUGCGAGAAGGUGAUCCGUGGCGGGCUUUCGCAUAGACGCCAUAGUGCAGUGCGGGACGAACCUGUCCAUGGUCGGAUUGGCCGACCGGCUGGAGCACGAGCUCAAGAUUCCGGUGAUCGCCAUCAACGCCGCCUGCCUCUGGUUCGGCCUGCGCGAGGCCGGGCUUGACGUGAGGCUGCAGGGCUGCACCAGGCUGCUGCGCGAGUUCUGAGAGCGACGACGCCGCCGCGGCGGCGCCGCAGGCGCGCCUCGGCCCACUCUGCGCGCCGAGGCGCUGGCUGCGUGCGACCGCGCGGACGCGCAGCCGAGGGGACCACAGCGGGCCGUCCGCGCUGUUUUUCUUAUUGUCCAGGGCGGACAUUCUAUCGAUGCGCACGGGCCUUCGAUAUGUCUCGGCGCCGGCGGAGGCCGAGCAGCAGGAGCAGAGGGCAGCCAGGUUUUCGAUACGCUUCUGCGACUUUCCAGAUCUCCGGCGAUAUGAUCUUUCCUCGGCACGACCGACACGGUUACAACUAAAAUUAUUAGGAAGACCGACAGCAGCCCCUUCUCAUGUUAAAUAGGAUUCUAGCAAGGCGGAGAAGAAGGCGGCGGCUGGGCGGCAAGUACAGAAGGGGCAGAGUGGAGGAUGAUGAUGCUGAUGACCUCUAUUUUCUCCUCUUCCUGUCAAGCGUCUGUAGGCCGUAUUUCAUCAACCCCCUGAAGCCGGUUCCAAAUCCUCUCUAUCCUUGUGUAGCUCCUCAUUUUCCUGCUCCUGCUCAUCUCCAGAUGUGCUUGCGCACAGGAAGCGCUGAGGCAGCAGGGGCUCGUGAAGACGACUCUGCACCUCGUGGCUAGCGGGUGGGAGGAGGACGAGGAGCGCAACUACCUGUGCCCCCCGCCCAUUUAUCAAGAUCGCACCUCUGGACUUGCGCCCAAGCUUGUUAGGAGCUGGUGCGACCAGGAAGGCCGCCUCCAA
Prorocentrum cordatum is the source of this 1963-nucleotide messenger RNA. Lineage: Eukaryota; Dinophyceae; Prorocentrales; Prorocentraceae. The record is from the annotation of a GenBank genome assembly.